Molecule: messenger RNA, 2358 nt
Organism: Nakaseomyces glabratus
Lineage: Eukaryota; Fungi; Ascomycota; Saccharomycetes; Saccharomycetales; Saccharomycetaceae
Gene: ACO2
Product: aconitate hydratase ACO2
Biological process (GO): tricarboxylic acid cycle
Cellular component (GO): mitochondrion; cytosol
Molecular function (GO): aconitate hydratase activity; 4 iron, 4 sulfur cluster binding
Source: RefSeq, a predicted model, not a curated record
AUGUUUAGAGCUGUCGGUAGAAGAAACCUGGCUACAGUUAGUCGAAAUAUCCCCUCUGUUCCGGAGAAUUUGAGAGCAUACACUCCACCUUAUGCUAAAUUACUAAAUAACUUGGACAAAGUUAAGCAAAUACUGAACAAUGAACCAUUGACCUUGGCUGAAAAGAUUCUGUACUCACAUCUGUGUAACCCCGAAGAAUCUCUUACGUCCUCUAGAGUCGCAGACAUCAGAGGCCAGAAGUACUUGAAAUUGAAUCCUGAUAGAGUCGCCAUGCAAGACGCCUCUGCACAAAUGGCUCUUUUGCAGUUCAUGACCACUGGCCUAUCAGAAACUGCUGUUCCAGCAUCGAUCCACUGUGAUCAUUUAAUUGUCGGAAAAGAUGGUGAAACCAAGGAUUUGAGAAACUCCAUUAAGACCAACCAGGAAGUUUUUGAUUUCCUGGAGAGCUGUGCGAAGAGAUACGGCAUACAGUUCUGGGGUCCUGGUUCCGGUAUUAUCCAUCAAAUCGUGCUGGAGAACUUCUCCGCGCCUGGUUUGAUGAUGCUAGGUACAGACUCACACACUCCAAACGCUGGUGGUCUAGGUGCCAUCGCUAUUGGUGUUGGUGGUGCUGAUGCCGUGGACGCCUUAACUGGAACCCCAUGGGAAUUAAAGGCACCAAAGGUUCUGGGUGUUAAAUUGACCGGUAAACUACACGGCUGGUCGGCUCCAAAGGAUGUCAUCACCAUGCUUGCAGGUAAACUAACCGUUAGAGGUGGUACAGGCUACAUUGUCGAAUAUUUUGGAGAAGGUGUAGAAACUCUAUCAUGUACCGGUAUGGCCACAAUCUGUAAUAUGGGUGCUGAGAUCGGUGCUACCACAUCCACUUUCCCAUACCAAGCUGCACACAAGAGAUAUCUGGAAGCCACUGGUAGAGGUUUUGUUGCUACUGCAGCAGACGCCGCCUUGGCUAACUACAAUUUCCUAAGAGCGGAUGAAGGUGCUCAAUAUGACGAAGUAAUAGAAAUUAACCUAUCCGAGUUAGAACCACACGUAAAUGGCCCCUUCACUCCCGACUUGUCGACACCAAUUACUAAAUAUGCUGAAAGAAGUCUGGAAGAAAAAUGGCCUCAAAAUAUCUCCGCUGCAUUGAUUGGUUCAUGUACCAAUUCAUCAUACCAAGAUAUGAGUCGUGUGAUCGAUUUAGUCAACCAAGCUGAAAAGGCUGGUUUGAAGCCUCGCAUUCCUUUCUUUGUUACUCCAGGAUCUGAAGCUAUCAGAGCUACAUUGGAUAGAGAUGGCCUUAUUAAGAAAUUUGAAGAUAAUGGUGCCAUUGUGUUAGCUAACGCAUGUGGUCCUUGUAUUGGUCAAUGGGAUAGAGAAGAUGUUCCAAAGGAAUCAAGCGAGACCAACUCAAUUUUUACCUCCUUUAACAGAAACUUCAGGGCUAGAAAUGAUGGUAACAGAAACACCAUGAAUUUCCUAACCUCCCCAGAAAUCGUUACUGCUAUGAGCUAUUCAGGUAAUGCUCAAUUCAACCCAUUAACUGAUGCUAUUCCAUUACCAAAUGGCGGUGAAUUUAGAUUCAAUCCACCUGUAGGUGAAGAACUUCCUUCCAAGGGAUUUGAACACGGUAGGGAUAAAUUCUAUCCAGCAGGAAAAUUAAGUGCUGAUCCAAAUGUUGAAGUCAAAGUUUCUCCAACCUCUGAUCGUUUACAACUUUUGGAACCUUUCAAACCUUGGAACGGUAAGGAAUUAAGGACUAAUGUAUUGAUGAAGGUAGAAGGGAAAUGUACAACUGAUCAUAUUUCAGCUGCAGGUGUAUGGUUGAAGUAUAAAGGUCAUCUGGAGAAUAUUUCCUACAACACUUUAAUUGGUGCACAAAACAAGGAAACUGGCGAGGUGAAUAAGGCUUAUGACUUAGAUGGUACUGCCUAUGAUAUCCCUGGAUUGAUGAUGAAGUGGAAAGAGGAUGGUAGACCAUGGACAGUUGUUGCUGAGCACAACUAUGGUGAAGGUUCAGCAAGAGAACAUGCUGCUUUGUCUCCAAGAUACUUGGGUGGUCAAAUGAUACUUGUCAAAUCUUUUGCCAGAAUCCAUGAGACAAACUUGAAGAAACAAGGUAUGCUACCACUAACAUUUGCUGAUGAGGCAGACUAUGACAGAAUUUCUGGUGGUGACACUUUGGAGACUGUGGGCCUAAUAGAUUUAGUAGCUCAAGACGGUAAUAAUGGCGGGUUCCUAGAUGUCAAAGUAACUAAACCAAAUGGUGAAAGCUUCAUAAUCAAAACCAAACACACUCUGUCAAAGGAUCAAAUUGACUUCUUUAAGGCUGGAUCAGCUAUCAACUUCAUUGGUGAACAACGUAGAAACCACUGA